GGCAGCGGGGCCGGAGCCGCGGCGGGGCCUGGGGGCACCGGACGAGGCUUUGCGGGAGCCGGCGCCGCGCUGCGCACGGGAAACACGCUGCCAGCCCUGAGCCGGGCCUGGAGCCCAGCGGCGCUGCUGCCUCUGCUCUCCGUGGGGCCCGGCGGAGAGGGGCCGGGCGCUGGCCCCGAGCUGCGCCCGUGUGAGUUGCCAGCGCGUUUCGCCGGACUGGGGGCGGGCGGCGGGGAGGAGGGAGCUGCCGAGCCGCAGCCGCCCAGCUGCGCCGGCGAAACCGGGCAAACCUGCGGACAGGUCUCCGGAGUGUCAGUGGCUUCAGCGGAGCUUCAGGGCGCGCUGAGCCCACGCAGCAGCAGGCCUUGCCUGGGCAGCCCCGCCACACCCGGCCCGGCCUCUUCCUCGGCCUGCGGAGAUGAGGCAGAGCUGCUGCGGCAGGACGCGGCGAGCACCUACCCUGCGCGUCCGCCCGGGAAGCGGCUGGGGGGCGAAGGGGACUCGGCGGAGGCAGCAGAAGCUGCGGGCGCCGGGUGCUGGGCAGAUCUGGCCGCUGUUGCACAUGCAGAGAAAAGGAGGGGAGCACGCGGCAGGCAGCGACCCGCGGGCUUUGGUCCUUAAACCUGUUAAAGUGCAGGCAACGGCACGGAGGAGCAGCCAAGCACAGAUGGGCUCAGCCUGGGCCAGGGCAAGGAGCAGGGCCCCAACACGGGCAGCACUGGAGGGUGCCAACGUUGGAGGAAACGUCUGGUACAGAGGAGAUGCUGAUGCUGCCUUGCUUGUGUUCACGUGCCCCAGGAGAUCUCAGAGGACCACUCACCCCACUUCUGUCCUCAGGAAUCGGACCCAGAGAGGCCCUUGACAUCGACAGCCCCUGGGGAAAGAAGGCCAGGCUCCCUGCUUUUGGCCUCCCUGCUGCUUGAAGCUCCUUGUUGGGGACUACCCUGCCCGUGCCUUCCUUGGAAAACAGAUCAGGUGAUGGACACCCAGCUUGGUUACAGCUGCAGGCCAUUUCAGCUCCAGCUAUGAAGCGUUCCUGCUAAUAGUCCUUCGUGUUACAGCUGCAGGCGAGCUUGGCUUUCCCUAACAGAGGCUACGGACAGGCGAUGCUGCCCUGUUCAGCUGUGCUGCGAGCUCAGGCUGGGCUGAUAGACUUUAGGGCUUCUUACAGCUCCAGCUAACGGACACUCCAGCUGUGGGGCAGCUUCAGCACUCAGGUGCUCUGAAUAAGAGAUGUUCCUGCUUCUUGCAGCUCCUGCUGACACACUCUCCAGCAUGUUACUGCUCAGAGUAUUUGAAGUCCCAGCAGAAAACAUUGAGAAACAUCGAUCAACUUCUUUUAAUUAACAACACUUCCAUUGAAGAAAAUGAACUCACUCUUUUAUCUUCAGAGGAAUACGACUUGUUUAACCUUUGUACAAGGUACUGAGUCAUCAGAACAGUUUGGAAGCAUAUAUUCUUCUGCUGUCCAGGCUAUCCAACAAUCUCAAAUAAACACGCCAUUUCAGCAGACACUACUGCAGUGCCCUGGUUCACAGUCAAACAGGUGGCUUCUCAACUGUGUUUCUGGUACGUACCCACGGCGGGAUACGUUGUGCACUGAAGCGAAUGUAUGUUAAUAAUAUGCCGGAUCUCAACAUAUGCAAGAGAGAAAUUACAAUUAUGAAAGAGUUGUCUGGGCACAAGAACAUUGUGAGCUAUUUGGAUUGUGCUGUUAACUCGAUAAGUGAUAAUGUUUGGGAGGUACUCAUUCUCAUGGAGUACUGUCGAGCUGGACAAGUUGUGAAUCAGAUGAAUCAGCGUCUGCAGACAGGCUUUACUGAGUCAGAAGUGAUGAGAAUAUUUUGUGAUACCUGUGAAGCUGUUGCCCGAUUGCAUCAGUGCAAAACACCUAUAGUUCACCGGGAUCUGAAGGUGGAGAAUAUAUUGUUAAAUGAUAACGGGAACUAUGUUCUCUGUGAUUUUGGCAGUGCUACUAACAAAUACCUUAAUCCUCAAAAAGAUGGUGUUAAUGUGGUUGAAGAGGAAAUUAAAAAGUAUACAACACUCUCAUACAGAGCUCCCGAAAUGAUCAAUCUUUAUGGAGGAAAGCCAAUUACUACGAAGGCAGAUAUCUGGGCACUUGGCUGCUUGCUGUAUAAACUUUGUUUCUUUUCACUUCCCUUUGGAGAAAGUCAAGUUGCUAUUUGUGAUGGAAGCUUUACCAUUCCGGACAAUUCCCGAUACUCUCAUAGUAUACACUGUUUGAUACGGUAUAUGCUUGAACCAGAUCAAGAACAGAGGCCCGAUAUCUUCCAAGUAUCUUACUUUGCCUUUAAACUUGCCAAAAAGGAUUGUCCAGUGUCUAAUAUUAAUAAUUCUCCUGUCCCUUCAACUCUUCCUGAACCCAUGACAGCUAGUGAGGCAGCCGCUAGAAAGAGCCAAAUAAAAGCAAGAAUAACAGAUACUGUUGGACCAACAGAAACCUCAAUUGCACCGCGACAAAGACCAAAGGCCAAUUCAAGCACUACCACUUCGAGUGUGCUGACAAUCCCAAGCUCAGCAACUCCAGUCAAAGUACAAGUUCCUGGUGAAUUUGGUAAUCAUGGGCAAAAAGGAACCAUGCGACCAGGGAAUGGACAAGAAAUCUUACAGUCCCAAGGGACCACCCAGCACCCCCCGCAGCAGAACAGAGUUCUCCAGCAGCUGCAGCAGGGCGACUGGAGACUGCAGCAGCUACACCACUUACACCAGCAGCAGCAGCAACCUGCGGUUCAGGAUGCUUAUGUGCAGCAGUAUCAACAAGCAAUGCACCAGCAGAUGGUCCAACAGCAGCUGUUGAUGCAAUCUGUGUACCAGCAUCGGCCUUCCCAAUCUCAGUAUCCUGCUAUGGUGCAGCAAUAUCAACAGGCUCUCCUGCAGCAGCAGAUGCUUGCUCAGCAGCAACAACAACGAUCGCAACAGGCACAGUCUCCUGAAUAUAUCACUUCUCCACAAGAUUUCUCACCAGCCUUAAUCACCUACCCUGGGGCACUGCCAGCGCAUGCUGGAACAGUGGCAAAUUCUCCCUACCCUGCAAGCAGGUCAGGUAUUCCUGAUGCUGAAGCAAUUGCCAAUUACCCAAAGCAGAACAUCAAUAACCCACCUGAUAUGUCAGGCUGGAACCCAUUCGGAGAGGACAAUUUUUCCAAGCUGACAGAGGAGGAGCUGCUGGACAGAGAAUUUGACCUGCUAAGAUCAAACAGGCUGGUGGACAGGAGAGCAUCUUCAGAUAAGAAUGUGGAGCCACUUUCUGCUCCACAGAAAAGUCCUCCUGAAGAUCCUUUUGGUUCUGUUCCUUUCAUUUCUCACCCAGGUUCCCCCAGAAAACAAGCGGAUAAUUUGACCAGCAAUCAAGGAAAUAACUUAGGGACCCCAACCAAGGCUGGAAAACUGAGCCAUGCUUUUAGAGAUCCUCGUCCGGGGAGGAAGACUGCAGAGGGACAGGUGACAAAAGGUGGCGAUGAGUCGGAGAGUGAUUUUGAAUCUGAUCCUCCUUCUCCCAAGAGCAGCGAGGAAGAAGAAGAACAGGAGGAUGAAGAAGUCCUGCAAGGUGAGAAUGGAGACUUCAAUGAUGACAAUGAUACAGAACCGGAGAAUUUAGGCCACCGACCUCUCCUCAUGGACUCAGAGGAAGAGGUGGAGGAAGAGGAGGAAGAGAAGCAAAGUUCUGACUCCGAUUCUGAUCGUAUGAAGCAAAAAUGUGUGGAAGGGCUCUUGGACAGUAGGUUCAGAGAUGGAGUGGGCAACAGUGAAGUUAAAGAACCCAGUUCAUUGCAUACAGCCUUAUCUGAGGGGGCAAGUACCCUAAUCAAGGUGAACCCUGGCCAAGAAUUUGAUAUAUUUGGGGCAGUGCCCUUUUCUAUUCUGCAGCCUCAGGCAAGAGAGAAGAUGGACAAAGAUGUCUCUUCUCAGGCAGCUUUUCCCAGCCUGAAUCAAGAGCAAGAUGACUUUGAUGUUUUCACGAAAGCCCCCUUCAGCAAAAAGAUGUCUCAGCAAGAUGGUCAGGUGGCGGGAACUGAACCUCUGCUCUCCCCCACCUCUCCACGGAGUGUUGACAUUUUUGGUUGCACCCCGUUUCAACCUUCCCUUCUCCCCAAGACCGGUGCGAGCAAAGAGGACCUGUUUGGGCUGAUUCCUUUUGAAGAGAUCACAGGGAGUCAGCAGCAGAAGGUGAAGCAGCAGCGUAACCUGCAGAAACUUUCUUCCCGCCAGAGGCGCAUGAAGCAGGAGGUCUCCAAGAACAACGGGAAGCGCCACCACGGCACCCCGACCACCACGAAGAAGGCCCUGAAACCCAGCUACCGCACCCCCGAGAGAGCCCGCAGGCACAAGAAGACGGGCCGCAGGGACUCGCAGAGCAGCAACGAGUUCCUGACCAUCUCGGACUCCAAAGAGAACAUCAGCGUUGCGCUGACUGACAGCAAAGAUCGAAGCAACGCUCUGCAGACAGAUGAGGGUCUGCUGGAUCCUUUCGGAGCCAAACCCUUCCACCCGCCGGACUUGAUGCGGCAUCCCCAGCAUCAAGGGCUUGGCGACAACCGUGGGGAUCACGGCACGGUAGUGGUGGCUGGUAGGCCCAGGCAGAGCUCCUUGCACGGAGCCGUUCAUAGCGGUGACGGGCUGAAAACAGAUGACUUCGGUGCAGUGCCCUUCACAGAACUGGUUGUGCAGAGCGCACAGAGCCAGCAGCCACAGGCACUAGAGUUAGAUCCCUUUGGAGCAGCUCCUUUUCCUUCCAAACAGUAAAUGCUUCCAGUGGGUUCUCCCUCUCCACCCCUCUGAGUUAUGUAACAGAGGCUUUAGUCGGUGGGGUAAUUUAUCUGGUUGAAUUGACAGGGACCUUGGUGGUACACUUUGUUGGAGGUGAAGGAGGCAUGGCCAGCUUGCACCAUGACAUUACAAUGAUGGCAAAUUUUUGUUGUUUCUUUUCUUUUUCUUUUUUUUUUUGAGAAAAAUCUGGGAACCAAACCAGGAGCAUAAUUUUGUUAGGAUACAUGGCUCCCAGAAUCAAGAGAGAAAUCAGCUACGAAUCAUUGUCUGUCACAAACUUUGGGCCCUAGAGCAUGCUGUCAAUCUGCACUUUGGCGUUGCCUUUUUAUCCUCUGCUGUGUGCUGAGGCAGAGGGAGGGGGACAGGCAGAAAGCCCAGGAAACACGUUUCCCAUACAUACAAGUAGGCUAAAGGAACUGUGAUGGUUCUUCAUGUCUCAGACAUGGUAGACCUAAGAACCAAAAUGUACUAAUAUCCAGAUUGGUUUGCUGGCAUUAGUCAAGCCUUUGCUUCCUAGAUGAAAACUACCUUUAUUAAUCAUAAAGACAAAGAAGCCAAGUCUUGAAUGGGCCGUGGCCCAGAAUUCCAGAGCAUGACUGGGAGCUGGCAGACGUCUAUGCAGCUGGAGAGAAGAAAGGCAGAUUAUCUUUUUGUGUGCCUAAACAUUUAACUUUUGAGGUUUUUUGUUUUGUUUUACAGUAAGUGCCAUUAAUGUAAAAUAGCAAACUGGAAGUUUAGAGUUAAAACUAAAGAUGCAGAGGGUAUAAUGGUUUGCAAGAUGAAAAGCCUGAAUGUAGGGUGGUGAGCCAGCAGGGAUGCAGCCAGUGUCGCAGCACUUUGAAGACUACUCAGUACACUGGGAAGAGAGGCUGGUUUACUCCAGGAAAUCAUUUGACACACAGGGAGUGUUUCAGAUGGCUUGUACAGUUGACUGAGAGAUGCAGCCGUCGGAUGUAUUGGAUUACAAAUUGGGAUUUGUGUCUGAAAAUACCUGUUCUUUUGCUCUUGGGUUUUUAUUGCAAAGAAAAUGUGUGUUCUUUCAAAACUGUUGUUUUUUAAAACAAUAAUAAUUUUAUGAAAUGACUGUAACCUAAUGUUCUGUUAAGUUCUGGUGAAUCUAUUAUUGUACUUGAGUGUAUUUUACAAGAAAGUUUUGCUAAAUGCACUGAGCUUUGAAGAAACUUCUCUGACCCCGGAUUUGUUUGCAAACAGCAGCAGUGAGCAGCAGGCAGCUCCCAGAAGCUGGCUGUUACCGUACCACUAAAACUGCGUUUCCCACCACGAAGCCUUACGGGCAGGACUCCUGUCCUGCUGCACACACAGUACCUCCGAGGCAUUCGCUGCAUGAGACGUGGCUAAAAGCUUGGGAGCCUGCAGUGCCAGUAGGUAACAGGAAGGUGGACAGACUCACUGAGGACAAGAUUCCAUAACUGUGUUAUAGAAGUAUGUGUUGUGUGUGGCCAGCUUCUCCGCUGUCUCAUGACUUGUGCCAAGCCGUGUACACCGUCUGCAGAAUGAGGAUGAACUCAGGACGGUCCUGUUUGUUUGCCUUUUUUAAUGGCAGUCCUCAAGAGGAAGUGGAAGGAGACAGUUCCUCUGCUUGGCUUGAUAUCGUGCUCUGCUGGAUGCUGAUGGAUAGAUAAUUGGAUGUUUAUACAUGGAGGACAUAAGCUUUUUGGGCUGUGUGCCCCCAUGUCCUGCCUUUCACAGGAGGUAAAGUGAAAUGUUUAGGGUUGUAUGUGUUUGUUUUUCCAAAGUCUUCUGCUGUUUUUUUUUUUUUACAGUUGUCCUGGGAUGGGUGAUGGUAGGAGACAGGAAUUCCUUACAAUAUUUUUUGAAAACAACACAGUAAAAGCAAGUUGUUUGACUCCUUUGGGGACUGGUUUGAUAAAACACUCCCUCGAGUAUCUGUGAGAUUGCUUUCUCCAGUCCUGGAAUUUGAAAGUAGCUCAUUCAUAUCUGUACACCUUCAUGGCCUUUAUCUUCCUCAUUUUCGUUUUUCUCACAGGGCGAAAGUGAAACAUUGCAGCAGUGCUUGGCUAAGGAUGCCUUCCUUAGGCUUAGCAAUUAAGCUCUUGGGAGGUGAUGAGUAGAAAUGUUUCAACUCUUAUUUGCACAGGAGUUUCCUAGGCUUUAUUACUACUGUUUGCAUCUAUAUAUAUAAUUUUUUUGUGCCAAAGGCUGUAAGAAGCACACGCCAAGUUUUGUAGCAUUUUCUGAAACUCAGGUUAACUGUCUUAUUUUUAAUCUUUUUUCUCUGCGCGUGCUUACGAGCUGCCUUCCCGUGGUUUCCCUCCCAACCCUUCCUCCUCUGCCGAAAGAGCUGAUGAACAAGACGGUAUUGCCAGUAUGACAAGUGAGGCUCAUGAGUGGAAACAAAACAAGAGUGGAGCAACAAGUGACUGACUUGUGGUCUUCAAGGCGGCCUGUCCUCGUUGAAGCCACGCAGCCUCUGCCUUCCCCAGUGGAACAGCAGCUUUGAGGCUCCCUCGGCCGUUCAGUGGUGGGGGAAAAGGGUUGACAGCACGUGGGCCUGGCGCUUAGCUCUAGACUGGAGAGGAGAGGUGGAUUGGAAAAGGCUGUGCUUUGGCAGACUUGGAAUGGACCUUAAUGUUCAGGUACAUGCAGAACAUGGAGAUGUGUUUGGGUUUUGUCCAUCUGCCCUGAGUUCAGGCUGCAGGGCGCUACAGGUGUUCCUUGUCAGGUUUUGCUUUUUGGGAGAGACAGGAAGUGGUUGCAUUACAGUACAGGAAGGAUGAAGAGAGGUUAUUCGCAGCAACUGAGAGAUGAGAUGAAAGCAAACUGUAAACUGAGUUACUCUAAAACUGGCCAGAUGCCUCUGGCUGCAUGUGAGUUCUGGCUGAUGAUAUUUGCUUUCUAAUGGCCUUAAUAAACUUGUUCUUUGUAUUCUAGUAAUGAAACAGGUUUUUGCCUAAAUGUAACUUUUUUUUUUGUUUCUAGAGGUAAAAUUAUUCAAUGCUUUCGUUUCAGAAGAGAUGAAUAUGCCUCGCCAAGGCAACUUUGCGUGGUGUAUAUUGUUUGUACGCAGCUAAACCCAGCUUUGGGAUUAAUUUCAGCAAAGUUCUGCUAUUGAACAGAGACGACGUGUGCUGUCAGGGAACGUGUUAUCGUUUUGCCCGUAUUUUGUGUGUGUGUGUGUGUGCUCAUGUGUGUGCUUUCCAUGCUUUCCUGGCAUGACCUUACCUGAAAUACAGGAACACCAUUCUGCACCAGACAUAAACUAUGUCUGUGAAGACAAGAGUGGCAAGAUAAGGAGCUGACGCUUCCCACCAAAAAUAUCAAUUGAUUUUUGCAGCUUUCCUUCCAGCCUGUUGAAUGGCUGAACCACAGGCUUUUUAGAAUCAGCUGCUGGAGAGAAAGAUUCAAAAGGUACUAAGAAGCCCUUAAUGGUUGUGCUUAUUGAAGGAGAAAUAAGUUAGUGGUGUUUCUCUGCAGACUCUGGAGCAGCCUUGAGAUGUGCGGAGCUGCUUUGGCUGACCUGCGUAAUGAGGGGCCCGGCACUACCAGCUUCGGAGGAAAUAACUUGUUCAUUGGUCUGGGUGCCCCAGUUAGUAAAACCAAGUACUGUGAAAAUAAGUUGAUAUAUUUGCUACUGUGAGAAUAAGAGUUUAUCCGGAGGUUUUUUUAUACUAUAUCGUGUAUUUUUAUAUAUGAAAAGUAUAUAUAAAAUAUACACAUGCUCGUACACAUCAUUUAUCUCUUGGAGUUGCCGUGUUUGUAGUAACACAGCAGCCACAGUCAGUUUUGUGUGACUUGAGGGGAGUGAAUACGAGUGAAAACUGCAAACGAAAAGUAGUGGGAAAGGUGGCUGCUGCGUUGCUGUUCUCUGUAGUGCUUGUUUUGAAAGGAAAAUCAAGGAAGUUGUGUGUAUAGCUAAACUUGUGACUAAGGCAUCACCUAAUAUUAAAGAGCAUAAAAACUAUUUUAAAAUUGCUGGCAUUCAGCUUUUAAGUGCACUUUCCUGAACUACACUUCCAUUUCUUGUUAGACUUCAAGUUUCUAAAGCUUUUUUGUGUACCACUAAACAGAGAACUUUAAUAUUUUUUUUUGUUUGUGAAACUGAUGUACAUCAGACGAUACUUGCUGUUGG
This is a messenger RNA of Colius striatus (speckled mousebird), 8902 nucleotides long. It is a transcript of the gene BMP2K, whose product is annotated as BMP2 inducible kinase. Bases 1609 to 4767 code for a protein of 1052 amino acids. The record is from RefSeq and is a predicted model, not a curated record. Gene Ontology annotation, molecular function: protein kinase activity; ATP binding. The transcript has 21 exons. NCBI's taxonomy places the organism in Eukaryota, Metazoa, Chordata, Aves, Coliiformes, Coliidae. Gene Ontology annotation, biological process: protein phosphorylation.